Rhodofomes roseus is the source of this 1564-nucleotide messenger RNA. RefSeq lists its product as uncharacterized. The transcript has 23 exons. The record is from RefSeq and is a predicted model, not a curated record. Lineage: Eukaryota; Fungi; Basidiomycota; Agaricomycetes; Polyporales; Fomitopsidaceae. The coding region runs from base 283 to 1368 and encodes 361 amino acids.
UAUCUAUGUGUUCAUAUUGGACCCUUUUCGCAGCGAACGAAAUGGAACACUUCAUCUGAGGUAACAAGGUGCUAUCUCAUCCGUCCGUCAUCUCACCUCGCAUCGCAAUGUCAACCCAUGUUCGACAGACCCUGCCUGCACGAAAGGUGCCCGUCCCCACAGGGAACCACUUUAUAACCGCCCUCUAUUGGCGACAGGGGACUCCUGAUCCGCGCUCUCCUGGAGACUGCGUCGGUGCCGCGCAUCGUGUCCGUACAAUCGUGAGUGAUACAUGUAGAGGCAAUGCUUGUGCUAGCUAUGCCUUCCACCCAUUCCCUCGAUGGUUCCCUUGGAGUAGCUUUACUCGGCGACCUCGCCGCAGCCAUUCUUUUCGGUGUGACUAGUGUCCAGGCGACGGUCUACUUCAAACAUUCCAAGAAUGACCACCCUAAACUCAAAUACACAAUCAUUCUUUUGUGCAUCUUGGAUACCGUCCAACUUGCCCUCAUUACCAUUUCCGUCUACACAAGCGCUGUGACAUCCGUUGGCGAUCCUGACCCAGCUCUUUCGUUGGGCAAUUGGAGUGUGAAGGCACAUGUAGCCGUCGCAGGAGUCAGCGACGCCAUCAUACGAGGCCUGUUUUGCCAUCGCUUGUGGAACUUCAGUCAGAAGAAUUGGGUCCUUGUGAUCUUCAUUGCAGCAGGAACGACAAUUGCACUUGCUGGUAGCAUAGAAUUCUCCAUUCAAUGCUUCAGUCUGCUUGGCGACGUGUUCCAUAUAUCCUCCGUCUCGUGGCUGUUGUACGCAAGCCUGGGCGCUGGGAUCGGUGCAGACGCCACCAUCGCUAUAACCCUCUGCCUUCUUUUGCGACAUCUCUCCGCAGGAUCGGAUCCGUGUCACAAAAGGAUGGCACGGACUAUCAUGGUCUACGGUGUCAAUAGCGGCAUGCUCACUUGCCUCUGUGAAAUAAGCUGCCUUGUCACUUAUGCAACGCUACCGAACAACCUCAUAUUCCUUGCCGUCUUCUUCGUUCUACCAAAGCUGCUUCUGAACGCUCUAUUGGCUACGUUGAACAGCCGUUCAACGCUGCGCCAAGUGGCAGCGACCUACAAGAGAUCGAUGCAGCAGACAACAGCCUUCACUCCCACAACUGCCAGACCCAGUGUGAGACAAAGCAACUUACGAAGUCGAUUCAGCGAUAGUCCAUUUCAUAGUGUGGCCUUCAAUGACAUAUCGCCGCUGACGGUGAACAUGCCCCGGCUUCCGUCAGUGACCCGACCGGCAAAUCUCAGAGCAUCCGUCAAGCCGUCCAUUAUUGAUGCGGAGGGUGGAGGAUAUCGUUUCGAUCAUCCGUCUCCUCUACGCUCGGGUCGAUUCCAUGCGUUCUAGAAUCGAUCCCGUAACAGUCAUCAGCAGAACCAGCUCAUUUCGUUCAUCCUGCUACAUUGCUACAUGGUAGCAUUCAAGUUUGAAUCGAGGUCAAGCCUCUAAGCACCUACGCGCGCAGCGGCCUGCGUCACCAUAGAGCGUCGCAUUGCAAGGAUUUCGGCCACAGGCUGCCUCGCUAGUAAUGCAUUGUGCCAGC